AGGCGUUUACUUUCUGUAAAAAAACAUCUGAGUUGCUAUGAGCAGAUUAGCAUGUAGCUAACGUUAGCGAGUGGAGUUAUUUGCGCUAAAUUAGUCCGGAGGAUAGCCGUAUUCCAUGAAGCUUUAGUGGAAACAUUGCAAAAGAAUUAACCCAGUCAAAGUACAUUUUUAUCGCAUUGUUAUCGUUAUGAUAAAUUAAAAGAUCAUAAAAACUAAAAGACGAACGAACGUUUUAACGGCUCAGUCGCUCGUUAACUUUAGCUCCGUUAGCAUAACGUAUUUAGUGUUUCUCCUUAGAGGCAGCGUUAAUGUAAGAUAUUAAUCAAUAAAUGAAGGUGAGGAGUCUGAGUUGUUGGCUUUGACUCUGAGGAGGCAGCAGGCGAUCAGGCCACAACUCUCACACUUCAGACUGAGCUGAAGACCUGUAGUGUCGAAGGAGAGAGGGUCAAACACCUGGAGGAGAAAGGAAACUCACACCCCCCACACACACUGAAGACUCAGCAAGGGUGGAAAGCUUUUUGGGCUUUGGACUCAGUUACCCCUUGUGUGAUUUUUGAUUUCAGGAUCCAUUUUUUUGGAGUGACUUAUACCCACACAGUGGAAAUAAACAGAAAGCAUUACGGACUAUACUUUUGGGGAGAUACUUGUACAAAGUUGGGCAUUUUCUUUCCUUUUUUUUUUUUUUUUUGUCAAGAACAGGGAUAUUGAGCAACUCUAAUGGACUCAAAAGUGGAAAUAAGAAAUACUGUUCAAUUCACAAAGAGAAGUUUAAGUAUUGAAGUAAGAUUAUAUUGAAGAUCCCCAAGUUCAGAUUGCCUUAGUUGUUCUGUUUCAGGACUUGAACUGCUUCAAUACUUGUUCACAUAUAAUUUUUCUAUAUUGUGGACAAGUAUAUUCAUGCAUAUGAAUGCAAAUUUCUCUUCAUUUUGAAGAGCUCUUCUGUAAAAAGUUUUUUUUUUUUUUUUUGGUUGUUGUUUUGUGUACGUCAGUCACUCUGUUGUUGAAGGGGACCGAACUGCACGUACGUGUGUAUAUGUAAAUACUACGAAUCCACUUCUGUCGUCAGCUUUGGACUUCAAACAAAAAAAGAGAGAUAGAAUAUCGUUUGUUAAUGCUUUAUUAAACUUUUUUACAUCUGAAGAGAAUUUUUAAAAAUUAAACCUAAGACGCAAAAAUCUAAUACUUCAAAGGACAGAAAAAAAGAAGACAAAAACAGGGAAAAUGGCAACCGCCAGAACAGAAAGUGUGGGCCCGGUCGUCAUGGGACUGAAUAAGCAGAACGGGCAGCUCAGAGGGCAGACCAAACCAGCUGCAGUCCAGCCAGCACCAACAACUCAAGGAAAGACUUUGGGUGCUCCCCAGAAAGCAGGAGGAGCCUCUCAGGACGGAGGUGGUAUCAAGUUUGGAGAUGACUGGAAAAAGAGCCUACAGCUCCCUCCCAAAGACAACAGGGUCAAAACCUCAGAUGUGACGUCCACAAAGGGGAAUGAGUUUGAAGAUUAUUGUCUCAAAAGAGAACUCCUGAUGGGCAUCUUUGAGAUGGGUUGGGAGAAACCUUCCCCUAUUCAGGAGGAGAGCAUUCCCAUCGCCCUGUCUGGACGGGACAUUCUGGCCCGAGCCAAGAAUGGAACAGGGAAAAGUGGAGCCUAUCUCAUCCCACUGCUGGAAAGGAUAGACCUGAAAAAGGACCACAUACAGGCCAUUGUCAUGGUGCCCACUCGUGAGCUGGCACUGCAGAUGAGCCAGAUCUGCAUCCAGCUCAGCAAACACCUGGGAGGAGUCAAAGUCAUGGCCACCACCGGGGGCACCAACCUGAGAGAUGACAUCAUGCGUCUGGAUGAGACUGUGCAUGUGGUCAUUGCCACGCCUGGCAGGAUCCUGGACUUGAUAAAGAAGGGCGUGGCAAAGGUGGAUAAAGUCCAGAUGAUGGUGAUGGAUGAGGCGGAUAAGCUGCUGUCUCAGGAUUUUGUGGUGCUUAUUGAAGAUAUUAUUAGUUUCCUGGCCAAGAACAGACAGAUCCUGCUCUACUCUGCAACCUUCCCCAUCAGUGUGCAGAAGUUCAUGGCCAAGCACCUUCAGAAGCCCUAUGAGAUAAACCUGAUGGAGGAGCUUACUCUGAAGGGCAUUACUCAGUACUAUGCCUACGUCACAGAGAGGCAGAAAGUUCACUGCCUCAACACACUCUUCUCCAGGCUUCAAAUCAACCAGUCAAUCAUCUUCUGUAACUCCACUCAGAGAGUGGAGCUCUUGGCCAAGAAGAUCACUCAGCUGGGCUACUCCUGCUUCUACAUCCACGCUAAAAUGAUGCAGGAAUACAGAAACCGUGUGUUCCACGACUUCAGAAAUGGACUGUGCAGAAAUCUGGUGUGCACUGAUCUGUUCACCAGAGGAAUUGACAUCCAGGCAGUAAACGUGGUUAUCAACUUCGACUUCCCGAAGAACGCAGAGACUUACCUGCAUCGUAUUGGAAGAUCAGGGCGGUUUGGACACCUGGGCUUGGCCAUCAACCUGAUCACAUCGGAGGAUCGCUUCAACCUGAAGGCCAUUGAAGACCAGCUGGUGACCGACAUUAAGCCCAUUCCCAGCAGCAUCGACAAGAGCCUCUAUGUGGCCGAGUACCACUCAACUAGCGGAGAUUGUGACGUGGAGGAGGUCGAGGAGAAGCGCCAACAGGACAGCACCUAAAACAGGAUGCUGAGACACACCAGGCUUUUGCACAGACAUCAGCGCUUGCACCCAGGCUUCAGGCAACUCUUCAUUUUUACAUUCGUCACUUGUUUUCCGAGCCUGUGGAAUGGAUGUCUUUAAAAAAAAAAAAAAAUCAAACAAAAAAAAGAAACAAAGGCUGUUUUUAUUUUGGAGCAUUUCUUUAGCUUUUCCUCAACAAGAGCUGCCUCAUUAUUUUAUACAUUUAGAGGUUUAAAGUGUGCUUUGCACCAAGCUGGGACCGCGAGAAAGCUUAACAAUUCCUAGAAUUAGAGAAAUGAGCUGUUUUGAACCCGUCGCCUUUGGAGACAGUUUUCACUUCCAGCAGCAAAGUUGGUCUAUUUUGGGGUUUUUUUUGUUUUCUUUUGUUCUUUUUGUUUUUCUUUUUUUAAAAGUGGUGCACUUACACCAGCCAUCACUCUGUCCACUCACACUGCUGUGGUCACUUAAGUGCCUUACUUGACUCCCGUGUGCACUCAUCCAUUCAUAGCCUGCUGCCGACUGUCACGCAGCAGAGUACGAGCACAAAGACGAAUCAAUAGUAACCCGAGUUUAUUGAAACUUUAGUCAUUAUGCAAAGGAAAAAAGGACAACACACUGCUCUCCCGCUGAGAGGUGUGCAGAAACAUGGCUCAAAACCAUCCUGAAUGUGAACGUUUGUUUUUAAUGUGAACGUUGCAAUAAAAAAAAAAAAAAGGGCAGCUUUAUUUAAAUACUACGUGACUGUUUUUCCCUUCCACCAUGAAUAAAACAUGAGCAGAGCUAAUGUGAGAAGACGGCCCCUGUACUGAUUCGUAGAGUAUGUUGGCCUGCAGAUACACACAAGCAGCAUGGGAGAUGAGUAGCAGCUUCAUUAAAUUAAAGCUGUUGUUCUUUUACAGCUAAGAAAAAUAUAUAUAUUGACUGGUAAAUAGUGUAAAUCUUUUGGUCGCUGUAGCUGCUGGAUGAAAAUAUGUUCUCUUAUCCUGAAAAGGAUGAUGCAUUCAAGACUCUUUCAAAACAGCUGAUAAAUGAGCUUCAGCAUGUCCACGAUUGGUGCAAAACAACACUUUUAACUUUUUCUUUCCCCACACAGCUUCUGUUUUUU
Molecule: messenger RNA, 3793 nt
Organism: Haplochromis burtoni (Burton's mouthbrooder)
Lineage: Eukaryota; Metazoa; Chordata; Actinopteri; Cichliformes; Cichlidae
Product: probable ATP-dependent RNA helicase ddx6
Exons: 13
Coding region: 1222-2685 (487 amino acids)
Biological process (GO): P-body assembly; cytoplasmic stress granule assembly
Cellular component (GO): P-body; cytoplasmic stress granule
Molecular function (GO): RNA helicase activity; ATP binding; mRNA binding
Source: RefSeq, a predicted model, not a curated record